Capsicum annuum is the source of this 1918-nucleotide messenger RNA. RefSeq names its product probable serine/threonine-protein kinase PBL7. NCBI's taxonomy places the organism in Eukaryota, Viridiplantae, Streptophyta, Magnoliopsida, Solanales, Solanaceae. The record is from RefSeq and is a predicted model, not a curated record. Gene Ontology annotation, biological process: protein phosphorylation. Gene Ontology annotation, molecular function: protein kinase activity; ATP binding.
CAAAACACACUCUUCUUUUUUCAAUCCAGAAUUUAAUUCUCUCCUCUCCUUCAAGCAAAGUUGCUCACUCUUUCUCUUUCUCCGCCUUUUAUUUAUUCUUUCUUUCUGUUGGUUUCUUGAUUUCCGUGUACCUUUUUCAAAUCCCCUUCAACAAAAACAAAAAUGGGAUAUUCCCCAAGUAGUUGUACCAACUCUGCAGCUUCUUCAUCAAACACUCAAACUUUAGCCAUUGACACUGAUCGCUAUGAUCUAAGCAUAAAAUCUUUAAUUUACAAAAUGAUUUGGGAUUUGGGCUUGGCGUGUAUCAUCCCACCUCGACGGCGUCGAAUUUCUGUCAAGACUGAACAAAAUGAUGACAAAAAUGGCAAAAAUUUGGAGCAUAAUAAAACAUGGUUACUUGCUGAGGCUGGAGGAUGUGGUGGUCCUGCGUUGAUUAAUUCUGACCCACAUUCUGUUCAUUCUUCGUUUAGGUUCACUUUGUGUACUCAAGUUGAGGUUGAGUCAGUGAAUUUGAGUAACAGCUGUUCUUCUUCUUCUGCUGCUACUGUAUUGAUGGUGAAUUUGGAGAAUGGGUUAACUGAUGAUUCUAAGUUGAAAGAGAUGAAAUGGAGGCAAGUUGAGUCCUUAGAGCGGAACAUUUCUCCUGUUGUUCACUCGUUGAUUAGGUUCAAGUACAAUGAUAUUGUUUCUGCUACUAGAAAUUUUUCUAAAGGCAGAGUUUUGGGAAGAGGAGCAUUGAGCUAUGUUUUUCGAGGAAGAGUGGGAUUUUUGAGCACUACAGUGGCAAUCAAGCGUUUAGAUAUGAAGGAUGAGGAGUCUCCAAAGGCAUUUUGUAGAGAAUUGAUGAUUGCUAGUUCUCUUCAUAACCCAUAUAUUGUUCCUCUUGUGGGGUUUUGCAUUGAUCCAGAGAAGGGUUUAUUUCUUGUGUACAAAUAUGUAUCUGGUGGAAGCUUAGAGCGGUAUUUGCAUGGGAAGAAGAGGGGAGGUAAAGGUGUUCCAGCACUUCGAUGGUCUGCUAGGUAUAAGGUGGCUGUAGGCAUUGCAGAGUCAAUUGGGUAUUUGCAUAAUGGGACAGAGAGAUGUGUUGUUCAUAGGGACAUCAAACCGUCAAACAUUCUUCUUUCAUCCAAGAAGAAACCCAAGUUGUGUGACUUUGGCUUGGCUACAUGGACUCCUGCACCUUCAGUACCUUUCCUUUGUAAAACUGUUAAAGGAACAUUUGGGUACUUAGCCCCAGAAUAUUUUCAGCAUGGUAAAGUUUCUGAUAAAACUGAUGUUUAUGCCUUUGGAGUUGUCCUAUUGGAGCUAUUGACGGGACGGAAGCCAAUAGAAACGAUAAGAGGACCAGGAGAAGAAAACUUGGUUUUGUGGGCUAAGCCACUGUUGCAGCAAGAUGUUCUUCAAAAGUUUCUUGAUCCAAGACUUAAAAUCCCGCAAAAGAAUUUGCACCAAAUAUGUUGGAUGAUUCAAGCAGCAGCUUCAUGUAUUCACAGUGAGGAAUCUCGAAGGCCUGACAUUGAUGAAAUCAUCGACAUGUUGAGAGGCAGAGAAUCUGACUCCAACACAAAGGACAUUUUGCCCGGAAACAACUGUAUGAUCGAUUCUCACUACCAAUUUCAGCAGAUUAGAAGUGAAAUGAAGAGUCAUUUAGCCUUGGCAAUGCUAGGAGUUGCAGAAUUUGAUGACGAUGACCUUUAUCGUUGAAACAAAUGGGUGAAUCUGAAGUUUUAUCUCUAUUGCCAUUGCCCCAUUCAACUUGACAGGAAGUAAAUUAUAGCUGGACAACUGAUAACCUCUUUAACUAGUAGAUAAAAGCACCAGCCUAAUUGAAGAAUUCUGUGUUUGUGUUUGUACAUACUGAUUUUUUGUCCCCUACUCUUAAAGGUAAAAUUAUGGCAGUUUCUGUUUUUCAAGAUUA